AUGAGCCAGGACACCGAGGUGGACAUGAAGGAAGUGGAACUGAACGAGCUGGAACCCGAGAAGCAGCCGAUGAACGCGGCGUCUGGGGCGGCGAUGGCCGUGGUCGUGGCGGGCGGCACCGAGAAGAAUGGUCUGGUGAAGAUCAAGGUGGCCGACGACGAAGCGGACGCGGCGGCCGAGGCCAAGUUCACGGGCCUGUCUAAAGAGGAGCUGCUGAAGGUGGCGGGCAGCCCCGCCUGGGUACGCACCCGCUGGGCGCUGCUGCUGCUCUUCUGGCUCGGCUGGCUGGGCAUGCUGGCCGGCGCCGUGGUCAUCAUCGUGCAGGCGCCUCGCUGCCGCGAGCUGCCGGAGCAGAGAUGGUGGCACAAGGGCGCCCUCUACCGCAUUGGAGACCUUCGGGCCUUCCUGGGCCAUGAUGCAGGCAACCUAGCGGGCCUAAAGGAGCGGCUGGAUUACUUAAGCACGCUGAAGGUGAAGGGUUUUGUGUUGGGCCCAAUUCAUAAGAACCAGGAGGAUGACCUCACAGAGACCAACUUGGAACAGAUCGACCCCAUUUUUGGCUCCCAGGAAGAUUUUGAGAGUCUCCUGCACUCGGCGAAGAAGAAGGGCAUCCAGGUCAUCCUGGACCUCACUCCCAACUACAAGGGCCAGAGCCCUUGGUUUCAAUCCACUCAGAUUGACACUAAUCUGACAAAUGCGUCUUCAUUCUUGGCUGAGUGGCAGAACAUCACUAAGAGCGUCAGUGAGGAUCGGCUCUUGAUUACAGGCACAGACUCCUCCGACCUUCAGCAGAUCCUGAGCCUGCUCGAACCCACCAAGGACCUGUUGUUGACUAGCUCUUACCUGUCACACUCCAACUUAACUGGGGGUCAUACAAGUCUCCUGGUCACCGAGUAUCUGAGCGCCUUUGGCAGCCGCUGGUGCAGCUGGAGUGGGUCUCAGGCGGGGCUCCUGACUUCCUUUGUGUCGCCCCAACUCCUCCGACUCUACCAGCUGCUGCUCUUCACCCUGCUGGGGACCCCAGUGUUCAGCUAUGGAGACGAGAUUGGCCUGGAGGGAGCUGGCCUUCCUGGACAGCCUAUGAAGGCCCCGGUCAUGCUGUGGGAUGAAUCCAGCUUUCCCAACAACUCAGCAUCUAUAAACAUCAGCAUGACUGUGAAGGGCCAGAGUGAGGACCCUAACUCCCUCCUUUUCCUGUUCUGCCGACUGAGUGAUCAGCGGGGUAAGGAACACUCCCUGCUGCACGGAGACUUCUACAAUCUCUCCUCGGGGCCCGACCUCUUCUCCUACAUCCGCCAGUGGGACCAGAACGAGCGUUUCCUCGUAGUGCUCAACUUUGGGGAUGUGAGCCAAAUGGCCAGGCUGGGGGGCUCCAGCCUGCCUACCGGCACCAGCCUGCCGGCCAAGGUGGAUCUGCUGCUCAGCACCCAGCCAGGCCGUGAGGAGGGCACCUCCCUUGAGCUGGAGCACCUGAACCUACAACCUCAUGAGGGGCUGCUGCUCCACUUCCCCUACGUGGCCUGA
Molecule: messenger RNA, 1524 nt
Organism: Rangifer tarandus platyrhynchus (Svalbard reindeer)
Lineage: Eukaryota; Metazoa; Chordata; Mammalia; Artiodactyla; Cervidae
Source: the annotation of a GenBank genome assembly